Molecule: messenger RNA, 2600 nt
Organism: Harpia harpyja (harpy eagle)
Lineage: Eukaryota; Metazoa; Chordata; Aves; Accipitriformes; Accipitridae
Product: butyrophilin-like protein 8
Exons: 8
Coding region: 461-1006 (181 amino acids)
Biological process (GO): positive regulation of T cell proliferation; T cell costimulation; negative regulation of T cell proliferation
Cellular component (GO): external side of plasma membrane
Source: RefSeq, a predicted model, not a curated record
ACACAGCCCUCAAUAUCUGAGUCAUUGCUCCACAUCCUGCCUUGCUUCAGCACUUCCUCAUUCAAGGCAGAGGCUCCUUACAGCAGCAGUGUAUUUGAAUCUCAGCACGUUCAGAGAGAAUACCAAGAGAUUCCACAUAGCCUUCCCUCCCACUUAGGACAAGGAGCCUAUAGAGCCAACCACCCAUUAUGGAAGCUGAGCAUUCCUAAACGUACACAGAAGGUGGCAGUCCAGUCCAGGCGACAGGACACUGCAGGCACAUGUCAAUGGACAGAGCUUUGUUUCAACAGAUUGCUUUCAGAUAACUUUCAGAUAAGCUGAGAAGUAAUCACCCAGUUUCGGUACAGACUGCUGUCAUAAGAACUUUCUCCAAGAAGCCAGACCAGGCAGAAGUAGCAGCUGGAGUGCCUGGUGAAGCUUGCGACGGGGAGGGAUUCCUGAGGGCUGGGAAGGCACAAAAAUGAAAUGGGAGACUGCUCUCUGGAUGGUUGCCUCCUUACUGUUUGCAUCUCUACCCAGAGGUCAACCAGACACAAUGUGCCAUGCAUUUGUUGGAGAAACUGUCAUUUUGCCUUGCACCACCACCUCUCCUGGAGAGUUGAUCCUUUCCAAUUCAAUGCUCUACUGGCAGAUAGACUCUGUCUUAGUGCACUUUUUUCACAAUGGGCAGGAUUCGCUGGAGUUGCAGGAUCAACGUUACCAUGGCAGAACUAGCCUUUUUUUGGACCAGAUGAAGCAUGGCAACUUUUCCUUAAAGCUUUCCAAUGUCCAAUUACUCGACACAGCUGUAUAUACUUGCAUCUACAGACAGACUGGGGAUUAUCCCAACAAACCACAGAAAUCUAAAAUUAAACUCAUUGUAUCAGCUCCAUCUAGCAUUGAGGAGGCUCCUUCCCCUUCCGGACACAGUCAGAUUUCCUCCAGAAGCCCUGCUGAUGCGCCGUGUCUGGCUAUGCUUCCCCUCUCUUUCCACCUCCUGGUCACACUGGGGGUUUGGCACUUGUAACUGGGGAAGCCAACCUUCUCUUUGGGAAGUUCUCCUCACCAGAAGACCUCGCUGGGCAGAACAGCUCUGUAGGGUUAGCAUGACAACUGUUCUAGAGCCACAUGAAAGAAAAACCAGUAGCUGAAAACAGACCUAGCACUACGUGUUUCUGCCGCGCAUUUUGGUGUUCCACAAAACCAAAGGCAGCAAAACUCAGAGGUGGCAAGUCUGCUUUUCCGUUUGUUUCUUGGAGCACAGUUUUAGUGCUGCCGGUAUGAACAUUUUAUUUUGGAUUUUGUGGUUUUGCUUUAAUGAUAGGAUAAAAGACUCACAAAACUACAAGGUCACAUUAUAAAUGACCCUAGUGAGAUCUUUUGCCCAAGAUCUCAUCUGCUGUCCAAGAGAACUGAAAGGAGGAAAAAGGGCAAUUACCCUCUGUGUCAGAUAAAAACUGGAAGUAGGAAGAUGCUUGCGUUUUGUAAAACAUAAGAAAGGAAACCUUGUGAAACUUGAGCCUGUGGAACUUUAGCUUCUAUUUUUAGUCUUAAGCGUCACAGGCUAUCAGUAACAACUUUUUUUCCACAAGAAACGUAGUAUUGCUUCAGCGGAAGGGUAAAGCUGACGGAGAAAGAUGAUGGAAAGUUCAUAAAACAUCAACAUAGAGGAAGGAAGUGAUGUAUUAUUACAAAAAUCCACUAAAAUCCACUUCUAAAUAAGCCAAAAGCUUUAGAAGGCUGAAUUCAGUAUUUUCUCUUUUUGUCAUGAAACACAGCAAGGUAAAUGUGAUCAUCCCGCAAAAGCUGGAUUCUUAAGCUAGAACUGUGCGAUAAGAAAUUGUUACUGUGACAAUGUUACUUCUUUAAAAAUGGUACCUUUGGAGGAAAAAAGAAUUAAAAACUGGUCAGAAUAAUUGUAACUGAUACCUAUGGAAAUUAAAUGGGUUUUGUUCUGGAAAUGUUCGAUUCAGGUAGCAUAGAUGUCCUGUGUAAAACAAAAUUGAAAGGAUCCUGUAUAUCAACAAUAUCAAGAAAGUGCAGAAGUUUUGUUUCAGGCCAGAGCUGCUGCAACCGCCCUAUUACAGAACUGAGAAGCGUCCAGAGAACUACUCACCCAGGCUGGUGAACAGCAGUGACUGCAGCACACUCCUUCUGGCUGUGCCCUCAAGCAGAGGGAAGUGACUCAUAAGGACACUCAUAAAGUCAUUUUGAUUUGGAACAGUUCCACUCUCUUUCCAACGGAAAGACAGGAUUGUUUUUGCAAAGAAGGGAACAGAAUAAAAUAGAGCUUAAAAUGGUAUCCAUUGAGGUAAAGGAGACAGUUACCUUUGACUUUAUUAACAAAGGGCCCUUUCCCCAUGGUGGGGAAGAGAGACAAAAUCCCACGCACAGCCUCUGCUGCUGCUGCAGUGGAGCUCAGUUGGUACUUAGGCCACCCUGGGUACAGAGCACCUUAGCGUAACAGCUGGGGUCCCACUUCACAAAAUAUUUGAAUAUAAGAAUUGUACAUACUGCGAUUGUCUUUUUGUGUCCUACCCUCCAAAUGUUUGUCUCAGAUUCCAUGUAUUUUUCAAAACAUAAGUUGAUUAAAAAUAAAAAACACCCAAACCCUGAUGAGA